AAACGAAUUUGUGUCUCGAUUUGCAUUCCGCUAGUUGUUUUCGCUUUUUGCGUCGUUGUUUGGAGGCCUAUUCUGGUUCCUUACUCGUACAAAUUUGUGAAGAUAGUUGCUUUCCAUAUCAUCAAUGAUAAACAGAGGAGUUUGGACAACGACCUGCUGCUUGCUCGCAAAGAAUGGAAGUUCUAUCAACUGGAAAGACGUUUUCGCCAACGGUGGUGUAAAGAGACAAACGUCAGGUCUCGAAAAAAUGUAGCCUGGCUAACCGUUAUGGUUAAUGAUGACUUUGUCGUUCCCGCUUUGGUUCUCGGUAAUUCCAUUCGAACAUUUUCUUGUCACACGAAUAUGAUUGCGCUAAUUUCAAAAGAUGUCAGUGAGAAUACAAGAAAAGCGCUUCAGAGCGUCGGCUGGAAGACUCGUUUGGUCGAAGAAAUGGAUUGUGACUGGAUGGAUGCUAAGGUUGGUGGAGAUCGAAAUAGCGGACUUUUCGGAAGACCUCUAGGACACAGAAUUAAGGGAACACACACAAGAUUUCACGCGUGGAACUACACAGACUUUUCCAAAAUGAUUUAUGUUGAUGCUGAUUACAUGCUGAUAUCUAACAUCGACGAACUCUUUGAGAUUCCAGAACACUUUGCCGCCGCCCCUUGCUCCCGACCUGGUGUUUUGGAUCCUUGUUUCAAUGCAGGGCUUCUUGUGUUCAAGCCAGAUUUGAAAACCUACCAAGAAAUCAUGAAACACUGGCGGGAGACAACAGAAAAAGACACCUGCCCAACGGACCAAGAACUGCUGAAUGAGUUUUACGCAGACAGUGGCUGGAAAGAACUUCCGUAUGCGUACAACAUCAGGCGGAUAAUCUUUCGGCCCAUGAUGUCAUUCCACUAUGCCUGCUGCCGACCUCCAAAGCCAUGGACGUCAGAAUGUCGUCCAAGUAGAAAGGAGGCGAGUAAGUUUGACGGUCCCAUCAUAACUCUUGAUGAUAUGACGUUGCUUUUCUGGAAAAACUUCUACGAACUUAUUCAGCAGUACAACUUAGAAAACUGGUGGAACAAC
Porites evermanni is the source of this 1050-nucleotide messenger RNA. The record is from the annotation of a GenBank genome assembly. NCBI's taxonomy places the organism in Eukaryota, Metazoa, Cnidaria, Anthozoa, Scleractinia, Poritidae.